CAGGUGAUACGUGGCCAUCAUCUCGGCUCAACCAUAAUCCGGCUCCUGAACGGGGGCAAUUCCUCCGACUAGUUCGCAUCCCCGAAGAGCACAGCUGGCCCAUUCGCGUUCCACCCCAUCCAACAUUCUGUCCUCAAUCCACCCUUUCCACUCAUUGCACCACCACCCCCCAAAUCAUCCUCCUCACACAGUCACCAUGUCCGACCAGGUCCAAGAACUUCUCAACGUGCCUCGCGAGUUCCUCCGCGAGGGUAUGCAAUUCGUCAACCGCAGCCAGAAGCCCGACAAGCGCGAAUUCAUCAAGAUCAGCCAGGCUGUUGGCACUGGUUUUCUCAUCAUGGGAUUCAUCGGAUACAUCGUCAAGCUGAUCCACAUCCCCGUCAACAACGUCCUUGUCGGUGGCGCCUAAGCGAUUGCCUUUCUUCGGGGAUUGGUUGCUAAGUGGUCGUUCGGAUCACUUCCCAAGCGGCAUGGGACCCAACCUGCGGACUUGAA
Aspergillus brunneoviolaceus CBS 621.78 is the source of this 495-nucleotide messenger RNA. RefSeq names its product translocon subunit SSS1. Bases 197 to 409 code for a protein of 70 amino acids. The transcript is spliced from 3 exons. Gene Ontology annotation, cellular component: Ssh1 translocon complex; membrane. NCBI's taxonomy places the organism in Eukaryota, Fungi, Ascomycota, Eurotiomycetes, Eurotiales, Aspergillaceae. Gene Ontology annotation, molecular function: transmembrane protein transporter activity. The record is from RefSeq and is a predicted model, not a curated record. Gene Ontology annotation, biological process: post-translational protein targeting to membrane, translocation; protein targeting.